AUGCAGACAGACGGAGAGCAGAAUAAUCUGUCGCUGCCGCCGUCCAUCAAUCUGCAGAAUGAUGCGUCGGGCGAUGGCAGAGCGCUGGCGUCGGAGGUCAAAGGGAAGCACCGGAUCGUUGCUGAAUUGAAGCGGUUCGAGCAGGAGACCAAGUUCUUAGAGGUUGGUCUCCACCUUCUCCUCAUUUAUUUCUUUUCCUUGGGUAAUCUGUCUCAACCUCUCUCAUUUUUUUUAUUCCACAUUAUCCUUGGCGUACAUUCCCCGAUGCCCGCUAAAUGCUUCCAGAAUUCUGGUUUUUUUCUCUAGGGCAGAGGAGAGCUAGGGUUUUUUCCUACCUUCCAUUGAAAGUAGAAACAAUCUGAGGGCAAAUUUUUUUCUCGAGGUUUAUGAUUAACCAUCUUUUUUCCAUAGGAGGUAGGGGACUAACAAGGCGACCCACAGCUUAUAAAUGUGUUUCAUGAUCAGAUUUUUGUACGUUCUCAGUGGACUUAGUGUGCCGAUCAUAAUGAUCUACUGUACGCGAUAAGAAUCUGAGGACAAAUCAUCCAAAAUUUAUUGAACAGGAAAGUAUUCCAUUUGCUUGUUUCUUUGCUGUUCACGAUUUAAAGGCACAUCCUCUCCUACAACUGGCAUCGCAAGGCAUCAUUUAUAUAUAUCUUGGAUACACAGUAUAUUGCUCGUUCACCAUGGACCUGCGCUUCUUGCGCCGAUAUUCCAUCAAUGACUCAAAGGUACAAACUUGUUGUAGACUGGCAUAAUUCCACCCAGAAGAGGAAAUUUUCAACAUGGCAGAAGAGGAUAUUCUAUCCAUGGGGUUAGAUAGGACCAUAUAUGGUCCUAUCUAACCCCAUGAAUUUUCACCUCCCAGCAUUUGACCUUUCUGAGCCUUAUCAUGAAGGAAACCUUGGUCUUGAUUUGUCAGAAGUUUGCGUAUGUCUGUCUUUCUUUCUUGGGAGCAUAUGAGAUAAAGCAAUCCGAUAUUAGAAUUAAGGUUUCAUCAGUCUGGUCUACUAAUUUCUAAUAUAGUGUGAAAAAUGCAUAGUUGUUUGGCAUUUCUUAUCGCUUCUACAUAUAGUUGGAGGUGUUUCCAUGUAAAUGUGUUAAACUAAAUGACUUGUUGGAAGGGGGGGAAGUUCUGGACUUUUGAAAACUGGUUGCAUGGCUCUUGAGACCACUUGGAAAUGUGCAUAGUUUUAGGGGAUGCCUGGCGUGCAAUCACUCAGAAGUUGGAAUUCUUCAGUUAUUUCUGUCACCUUCUGUGCCUACUAACCAGAUUUAUUGAUUUGUAGUUUCUAGAUUCAUGGUACUACUAAUCUUAUCGCCUAUUAGGAAGACUGGCAUCCACCAAAAAUCUGAAAUUUGCAGAGAAACAAAAGAAAAAACUGAAAUGAUUCAUCUUGAUAAUGGAGAUCCCGUAUACCUCAGAUUGCCCUCAGUUUUGUUUGCAUUGACGCUGUCUCCUUCACUCUUUAUCUGUCUCUCCUUGAUCUUUUCCGUUUUCAUAAUCUCUUUCUGGGUCGCUGUCUAUCUGUCGGUCUCCUCAUCAUUACUCUCACACUCACUCUUAGUCUACCUCCCUAUGCCGCAUCAUUUUAUAUCAUUCUCUCACAUCUCCUGCAAUUUCUCCUCAUUGCCGUCUUUCCUGGUAUGCUCUCUUUCUUUUGUUUCUCUUCCUCACCCUCCACCUUCCUUCGAUUCUCUUUUUUGUCCUUAUUCGUUUCUUUUUGUCUCCAGUCUGCCUUUGAUUCUCUCUUUUGUCACUGUCCAUUCUGCCUCCCAUCUCCAGUCUGCCUCACAAAAUUGUUACUAUCUCUUCAGUUCUCUUUCCAUCCCCACCAAGUUUCCCAUGCUUUUAUCACUCCCUCUCUCUGACACACACCACUCCCCUGCUUUCCUCUGUCGUUUAUACACUGUCUUCUUCUGCUGCUUAUUUCUUUCCCCCCAUAUUACUCUCCAUCAUUUUUAUUUUUUUUGGGGCCUUUGUAUUACUCCGCAUCCUUAUGCCUAUGGGAUGGAGAAAUAACCUUGCAAUAAGAAAGAUAAAAUCUGAUUGUGGCAUGAGUGCCUAGAGCGUGAAGCUUCUGUUGCAAGCCGGCACAGAGCGAACUCCUGUUGUUGGGUCUUUCUUCAGAUUGUUUAUUUUGGCUCUCUCGUGCUCUCUUUCUUGUUUGCUUUUGUUAAUGCAACAACUAAGCUCAGGUUUUACUUUUCUCCUCUUGUCUUGCUCAUUUCUUGAUUGGGAUGCUUAGUUGAAUAUUAAUCAAUCUUGCUAGGAAUAGCUCCUUACUCUCAUAUUGUGCAAAAACUAAGCAACUUCGAAAACCCUAGAAUGAUUGACCUAUCAGUCGGGCUUAGGCAUGAUGGGAAGUAGUGCGCAAAAUGUUUCUUUUAGAUUCCAUGUCGUAUCGUUUUAACAAAAGUGUCAUUUAGAAAAUGGAAAUAUUUAUUUAUGGUCAAACAUACAGGAUAUUACGUAGAAUGUUAGCUAAUAGCUUUGAAUAUAUGUAUUUUUCUAAAGAAAAAUGUCUUUUUUCAGAAUAUGCUGCCCUGUCUAUUAAUAAUGCAUACCCUGAAGGUUUUGUCUCCAGUAAAUGACUAAGUGAAUAGAAUAUGUUUUAUGUUGAUAUCGGUGGAGCUUUUAAUGAAGGUGUUUCAGCUUUUUGGGGAAGUUGACAUCGCUCUUGAUUAUGAAAACCUAAUUGAUAGGUAAACUCUAUAAAAGGAGUUCCAUGCAAUGCCGAGUAUAACACCUAAAUCUGUACCACACGUAUGCUAGAAUGUUGCAUUCCAAUUCCAGUUUGUACACAAUUUUAUAUAGUUGAAUACCCACCUGAUAAAUAAUGAUCCCAGUUGGUUGCGAGGAUAAUAUGACUCUGGAUUUUCUGUUGCAGAUUAGUGGGCAUGUAUUUCACUUAUAAACUAAACAAUGUGAGCAGGAGAGAAAAAUUUUGGGCAGGGCAAGAGAUGAUAAAGUUCUUGAGAUGAUACGAACUAUGCUUAGGUUGAGAGCAGGAGAUGAUUCAAUUCUGGAGAGAAAAAUUUGGUUGGAAGCCCGAGUGGAUGAGUUGGGCUGCCGCAUCAUAAAAAAUAGGCCUUAUACUCGUUUUGGGUUCAUGUUGGUUGAACCAGAGAGCCGUUGUUAAUGCCUUCAAAUUUAAGUGAAAUGGCGGCUAAUAUCAUAUUUCAGGAGUACGAUUGUCAACAGAUGCUGCGUUAUGUCGGCGUCUGUCGUUGUUCUAGUGUUGCAAUCGUUUUUCUCUUAGCAGUCUCAUGUUCCAUAGCUGCAGGAUAGACUCAGACUUGUGCCAAUCCAACCGUUGAAAGCUUUGCUUGUUGACAAUCCUCUGUAUAGAAAACGAAAAUCACAGUUCUUAAUUUCGUUCGCCCUCGUUGUAAAUCUGUGCCAUGAAUGCUCGCACGUUUCACUAACCCAGAGUCCUGUUCUCUGUUCCUUAACGUGCUUGUGCAUGCAGGAGGAACUGGAAAAGCUGGAGAAGACGGAUCAUGUCUCCACUGCAUGUCAGCAGUAAGUAUUGAUUCUUUUAUUAUUUUAUGAUUUAUCUGGAGCUAGCGUGAAACCCUGAACUGUAUGCAUUGUGCUCCACCAGGCUGAUCCAGAAUGUGGAAAGCAGGCCAGAUCCGCUGCUACCAGUGUAAGGAAAUCUGAAUCCAACGCCAUUGAUUGACGGGGCCUGCAAUAUUCUCACCGAAGCUCAUUUUGCAGAACCAAUGGACCAGUAAACCAAUCAUGGGAGCGAUGGUUUGAAGGACCCCAAGAAUCCCAAAGCUGCAGAUGUUGGAUCCUCUGA
This is a messenger RNA of Spirodela intermedia, 3809 nucleotides long. NCBI's taxonomy places the organism in Eukaryota, Viridiplantae, Streptophyta, Magnoliopsida, Alismatales, Araceae. The record is from the annotation of a GenBank genome assembly.